Messenger RNA from Cajanus cajan (pigeon pea), 890 nucleotides. Lineage: Eukaryota; Viridiplantae; Streptophyta; Magnoliopsida; Fabales; Fabaceae. The record is from RefSeq and is a predicted model, not a curated record.
ACAAACCCACAUAUUCCUCGUGCCUCAAUUUCAUUUUCCCUCCUCCCAAUUAAAAAUUCUCAUUCUCACCAUUCUAUUAUAUAUAAUAACUUAAGCCCUUCUCUCUUCACCGUCGCUUCUGUCUUCUCAAAAUUUAAUUCGCCAACAACCAUUUCUCAGAGGGAAGAAUGUCAAGCUCAUCGGAGUAUUCAGGUUUUUCCGGCCACCGCCCGGCGGAAAAGUCAACUUUCUCUCAGACUUGUAGUCUAUUGAGCCAAUACCUCAAGGAAAAGGGCAGCUUCGGAGACCUUAGUCUCGGAAUGAGUUGCGCCGUCGAACCAAAUGGUUCCCCUGAAACAUCGUGUCACUCUGCAACAACCAUGGAGUUGUUUCCCACCAUCAUGACGCAAAGGAACCCCACUGCCAUGGAUUUCCUCUCUCCGCAAACUGCUUUUCCUCGCCACUCUGAGGUUCCAUCCAUUGUUAAACCAAGGUGUGUUGUUUUGCUUGUUUAGUUAGUUGUGAAGUCAGUGAACAGCUUUUCAAAUAUUUAUGAGUCAUGCCGGGAAUGGAUUCUUUGCAUUAACUUUACCAUAAGAUAUUCUAAUUCUUCGAUAAGUUUUAUUAAUACAAUACGGGUCUUGCUAACUUAGUAACUAGAACCCUAAGCGUACUGAUUAAAAAAUUAAUAUGGAGAAAAUUUUCAUUGAAGACUACAGUAAAAUUACACAAUAGAAUCUUCGGGAUACUAGAUAGUAGAUAGCAUUUUCCAUGUAAUAUAUUUCUGUUUUAAAAUUGAGCUUUAAAUGAAUCAAGGAUAGAUCAUAACAUUUGACCAUGUAAAGUAGUUUAUUUGUUCCUAGUCAUGAUUGCAUACAGUUUCAUAAUGAUUAACAAGUUUUUUUUUUUUU